AUGCAAAUAUCGACAAUUGGAUUCAACGGAAAUCCCAUGCAGCUGGAGGCAAGCACAACGCCUUACCAGAUGUCCGAUCGGACCACCCGCCUUAAGAAGCGACCCAAAGAAAGAAUCAAAGAAGGCGAAGACGAUAGUUUCAAGAAGAAACCUGAUCUCAGGUGCCACCGGUUCACUCAUUACCGCUGGAAGGAGCCAUGUAUUCAGUGCGACAAGGUGCUGCCUACAGCGGGUGCCUUCAGGUUACACACCUGUCUCGAUGGACGACCUACAAAAGAGCAGAUAGGCAACCGGGAAGAGCUUAUUGAGGUCAAGCUUGGUAUUCGCAUAGAAUAUGCAUCUAUAAACACUGUCUCUUCCGAAGCUUUGACAGCCCAAGAUGCAAAUCAGUUCGGCACCCAGAACAACACCUCGAUUCACACCGCGAACUGUGUCUCAAAGGACGUCCAAUGCAGCCUGAGCAAUGCGCCGAACGGCGAUCCUACCGAUAUCCCGAGCGAUGUCCCGAGCAAUGUCCCGAGCGAUGUCCCGAGCAAUAUUCUCGACUGCGUCCCGAUGCGCGACCCGAGUGGCGUUCGUACGAACCCCAUCCUAGUGCACAACAUGAACAACGCAAACAUCCAAUAA
Thyridium curvatum is the source of this 627-nucleotide messenger RNA. RefSeq lists its product as uncharacterized. The record is from RefSeq and is a predicted model, not a curated record. Bases 1 to 627 code for a protein of 208 amino acids. The transcript is spliced from 4 exons. Lineage: Eukaryota; Fungi; Ascomycota; Sordariomycetes; Thyridiales; Thyridiaceae.